CCCCUGUUGAAACAAUUAUAGUUAAGAUCUUCUCUAGUUCUUUUCACGAUUUUAGCUAAAAAAAGUAGAUAGAUGGAGUGAAUCUUAUCUCCUUUAUAAGUUCGUCUUAUAACAUUAAAUGACUCGUUUCAUAUUUCUGUUUCUGUUCCAUCAGUUUCAUUUUAGAUCUACAAGUCUGAACAACUCUUCCAAGAAAUUUUCAUCCUUGAUCCAAAAAAAUCUAAUUUUAUUUUUUUAAAUUCUCCAUUGUUUUUCAUUUGAAUAAAUCUGACGUCCCAGUGAAAAAAAUUGUGUUUAUCACUAUCUGGCAGCUGUGAUUUCCUUUUAAGCCUGUCUCGAGGAAAGAAAGUUGGAAGUUGUCUAGCAGAAAGAUCUGCGACACGACCUUUCAUUCGUUUGGUUCAUUUUUCGAACCAAAAGUGAGAUAGAUCGAGGGAAAAGUAACGAAAAGGAGAUAUGGUCGAGGUCAUUCCGAUCAAGCUGCAGAAGAUAUGGGAGAAAUGAGAUGUCAGGGGAGUCAUUCUCUUCAGCCUUUCACUACAAAUCGUACUGUCUUUCGGUGCUCCCAUGAGAAAGAGCACAGGAAAUAAGCUCUCCAUCCUGAUCAUCUGGGGAUCAUACUUUCUAGCCGAUGGGGCAGCUAACUUCACCAUCGGGCUCAUCACCAGUAGCAGGACCUCAUGUAAGUUUAUUCAAAGGAAUGACCUUCUUGCAUUUUGGGCUCCGUUCUUGUUGUUACAUCUUGGUGGGCCGGACACCAUAGCUGCUUUUGCCCUUGAGGAUAAUCAGCUCUGGCUUAGGCACUUUCUCACCUUGAUAUUCCAGGUUGUCACCUCGUUUUAUCUCUUCCUGGAAACACUACCAAGCAACAAGCUAUGGCUCCCGACUUCCCUCAUUUUCCUCGCAGGAGUCAUCAAAUAUAUUGAACGGACACGUUCUUUACAUUUUGCAAGCUGGGUUACAUUCCGAGAAGCAUUGCUUAUGGAACCAGAUCCUGGACCAGAGUACGCGAGGCUCAUGGAGGUAUUCUCUUCGAAGAAAUUAGCCAGACUUCCUACAACAAUAUCAGAAACAGUAGAUGUUGAUAUUAAACAAUCGAAGUCCGCCUUCUAUUCUCUUCAACCAAGCGGGGAGAGAUUAGAUGACUUUGAGGUGGUGAAAUAUGGUUACCACUUCUUCAAAAUCUUCAGGGGGGUCAUUGUUGAUUUCAUUAGCCACAAUAAUCGAACGAAGAGCAGAGCAUUUUUUCUUGCGAGAAAUGCUGAAGAUGCACUUAGGGUGUUGGAGGUUGAACUCAAUUUCAUCUACGAAAUUCUCUAUACCAAGUUCAUUGUAGUGCAUUCUUGCAGAGGAUACUUUUCCCGCUUCCUAACCUUUGCUUCAGUUUUGGUGUCCCUUGGGAUCUUCUUCUUUCGGGACUGCAAGAAUGGUUUAGAUAAUUUUCAUAUUCGAGUUACCUACACCCUGCUGCUCGGUGCCUUGAGCUUUGAGGUAAUAGCUCUUUUCAACCUCAUUUUCUCAGAUUGGACAAUAGCUUCUAUCAACAAGGAAAAUACAAAUCCAAGAGUCUGGACCAUCUUGGAAAAAUAUCUCAAAUUUAGAACUUCAAAGUGGUCUAAAUGCAGGGAUGACUCUGGCAAAGAGAGAGUUACACCAGUAUUACUUCGCAGGUGGUCUGAAUCCGUGGCAGGAUUUAAUUUGAUUACAUACUGCCUCAAGAAACUUCCGAAAAAAUCCCAUGAAGAAAAUGAUCAGUUAUGCCUUGGCAUUUAUAAGAAGACUACUCAUUUGUUGCAUCAUGCACGCAAAUAUUGUCUCGAAUAUGUGGUUGAACCAUUGGGUGCUCAGGAUUUUCUAGAUGAGUUGAAAUAUGCGCCCAAAAAACCCUUAAGAAAAGAUCUAUGGGAAUUUAUCUUUGAAGAACUGCGGCGGAAAUCUAAAGAAGCAGAUCAACCAGAAAAUAUCAAGAAAAUAAGUUCAGCUAGAGGUGCUUACGUUCUCGAAGAAUAUUGCAAAAAACAGCUCGAAGGGGAAGUAGUACUUCUUGAAACGUUAAAAACAGAAUAUAUUGAAAAUGUUACCUUCGACGAGAGUCUUCUGCUUUGGCACAUUGCUACUGAACUCUGCUAUCAUGGAAGUGAAGUCGAUCAGGAUAAAAAAGCUCAACCUGAUGAAGUCGACCAUAAAUUCAUCAGUAAGCAUGUUUCAGAUUACAUGCUAUAUCUUUUAGUGAUGAAACCUACUAUGAUGUCUGCUGUGGCAGGUAUUGGGAAAAUUAGAUAUAGAGAUACAUGUGCUGAGGCUAAAAGAUUCUUUCACAAUAAGGGACUAGGACCAAACAAUAUCGGAAAGGAUGCUUGUGAAAACCUCCUUGAUGUGAAUACAGUUGUUAAACCUGUUCAGGUGAAGGGAGAUCAUAGAAGCAAAUCUGUAUUGUUUGAUGCAUGCAUGCUGGCCAAAGAGCUUCAAAAAUUGGAGGAGAAGAAAUGGGAGGUAAUCAGCAAAGUGUGGAUGGAGAUGUUGUCAUACGCGUCAAAUCAUUGCCGACCAGAUGCUCAUGCUCAGCAACUAAGUACGGGUGGACAACUUAUCAAUCUUGUUUGGUUGCUGAUGGCUCAUUUUGGCCUGGCUGAGCAGUUCGUAUUCACUAUUGCCGGUGCUGGCCGUGCAAAAGUGAUUGUGGAAAGGUAGUUACUUUUUCGUUAUCCAUGCUAUUAUAUGUUUAUGAUUGGAAUUUGAUGUACUUUUUUCCAUAUAUCUCUAAUCUCCUUCGCUGGUAAC
Messenger RNA from Carya illinoinensis, 2781 nucleotides. RefSeq lists its product as uncharacterized. The record is from RefSeq and is a predicted model, not a curated record. The transcript has a single exon. Bases 568 to 2691 code for a protein of 707 amino acids. NCBI's taxonomy places the organism in Eukaryota, Viridiplantae, Streptophyta, Magnoliopsida, Fagales, Juglandaceae.